Messenger RNA from Drosophila obscura, 3792 nucleotides. RefSeq lists its product as uncharacterized. The coding region runs from base 567 to 3209 and encodes 880 amino acids. The record is from RefSeq and is a predicted model, not a curated record. Lineage: Eukaryota; Metazoa; Arthropoda; Insecta; Diptera; Drosophilidae. The transcript has 6 exons. Gene Ontology annotation, molecular function: acyltransferase activity, transferring groups other than amino-acyl groups.
ACGCGCAGUCGCGAUUCGUAGACGUGCAUUCAAUCCAGGCGGUCGUCGCUUGUCGCAGCUCCCAAAAAAUCUUCCAAAAAUCUCCACGAAAAAUCUCGUCCCCAGCGCGUGUGUACCCCAACCCCCUGACUAGCCUGCCCGAAACGACACAAAACGAAAGUAAAAGUGCCAAAAAAUUGUAAAAAAGGAAGAUCGACUUGGAGCCAUUCUAACGGUUCCCAGAGCCCCCAAAAGCUACACUGAAAAUAUAUUUUAAAAAAAAAACCAAAAGCAGAAAAGGAGUUUCGUGUGCUAUCAAUUUUUUUUUGCGUUCCAUUUUGUUUUUGUUUCUGGUGAAAAUGAUAUAGAAGAAAACAAAUUUUAUUUAGCACAAGCCCGAACCGACAUUGGAUACUUUUGCCUGUGGUUGUUUCCAUCUGUUGUUUUUUUUUCUGUGAGUGUAUUUUUUGCUGAGUGAAAGUGAGGCAGAGACGUCGCAGGAACGUGCCCGAUCAAUUUGUGGGCCACUGACUCACACACGCACAGACACCAUCUUACCAUCAUACCCGAUCUACAGCCGAACGGGAAUGGGAAUGAUGGGUCACCAGCAGACGAUGCUUGUGCUGGCCUUGCUGCUCUCGCUCCUGGCCACACCGCAGGCGGCCAUCGACAAGGACGAGGGCAAGCAGUCCUCCUCCUCCUCCGUCAGGCACAACAUCACCGGCGAUCAGCACAACGUGAUUAACCUGAGCCUGCAUCCGGGCCAGGGCCUGCCCACCACCAACGAACCACUUCCGCUGCCAUCAGCCAUCGACCUUACACACGCCCGCCGCCUGCGGGAUGCCCUCAACGUGUUCGAUCUGACUCUGCUGGCGGAUAACUGGAGCAUCCUGGAGGCCUCCGGCGCCCUCGGCACCAACUGCAGCAGGGACAUGCGAAGCUAUCUGAGCGGCCUCAGCAACUCCAAGAUGUGGGCUGUCAAAAUGGACGAUGCUUCCGGCCAUUAUACAUCCGGUUUCUUCUAUGGCAACAACUAUUGGAUGGGUUCGUUGGCCCUUUGCGAUGCCAUUGACGAUGGCCAGACAAUGUCUGCCGCUGCCGCUGCCGCCGCUGCCAACGGCAAGGACAACAGCUCCGCCUCGGAGGAUGCCGCUGCUCACCCAAAUCGAAACAGUGGCCUGCCCUUCGCCGCGGCCCACACGCAGGCCUACAACACAGUCUACAAUGCACCGCCGCCCUUUGUGCCCGGCUUCUAUGUGAUCAAGAUGCAGCUGAAUGAGACACAGCCCACCGAAGUUGUGCGCACCAUUUAUGUGGGCAUGUGUCUGCCCUCGAGCUGCUCCAUUGCCGACAUCAACGAGAUGACCAGCCAUGCCCGCCUGGAGCUGCCGACGCGGGAGCUGCGCGUCCUCGACAUUCGCGUGCCCACCGACAAGGAGUUCAACAUUUGGGCGGACAAGACCUUCUGCCUGCUGAUCGUGGUGUCGGGCAUUGUAAUGGGGCUGAUCUGCUGCGGCACCCUGUACGAGAUCUAUCUGAGGCGUCGCCUCAAGGAGGCGCUGCGUCGCCAGGACAAGGAGAUGAUGAACAACAGCGAGACGAGCUCGGGCAUUGGGUGUGCCUCCUCCGACUACAGCGACACCAUGACCGCCCACGAUGAUCCCCUGAAGCAGUCCUCGCACACCUCCCAGUCCAGUUCGCUGAAGCAGCUGGAUCAGCUGGUCCUCAACCUGCCGCCGCCACUCACAGGCAAUGACAACGACAGCGGCAAUGGCCAUCACGAUCACCACUCGCACGGUCAUGGUCACGGGCAUGAGCUCGAGCACGAGGAGGAUCAUCAUGGGAGCAGCAGCAGGAGCAACAACAGCAACUCGGAUGAGCAUCUGGAGGGGCAUCUGCACGAGCCGGAGAAGCUCAGCAUCUACUCGGAGCUGCUGCUCUCCUUCUCGGCGAUCACGAACUUCAAUGCGAUCUGCGAUCGGAAUGUCGGCGCGGACACGAUACCCUGCAUCCAUGGGCUGCGCGCCUUCAGCAUGGCCUGGGUGAUCCUCGGCCACACGUGCAUCGUCGUCUUCAAGUACUCCGACAACAUGGAGAUGCGCAAGAAGGUCGAGCAGAACUUCUUCUUCCAGGCCAUCACCAACGGCCCGUUCAGCGUGGACACGUUCUUCUUCAUCAGCGGCUUCCUCAUCUCGUACAUAUACUUCCGCACCAAUGCCAAGGGCAAGCUGAACAAGCUGAGCAAGGGCGCCAAUGAGUUCACCGCCGGCACCGCACACUUCUUUGGCCUCGUCGCGUACCGCUUCAUGCGCCUCACCGCCCCCUAUCUGUUUGUGCUGGGCGUGGUGCAGGUGACGAUGAAGUAUCUGGCCGCCUACUCGAUCUUCGAUCCACCCACCAUGGAUCACAUCACCUGCCCGGACUACUGGUGGCGCAACAUUCUGUAUAUCAACACCCUGUUCCCCGUCGAUGAGAUGUGCAUGCUCUGGAGCUGGUAUCUGGCGAAUGACACACAGUUCUACAUGAUCGGUGCCAUCAUUCUGAUUGUGGGCGUGCGCCACUUCAAGCUGUCGGCCAUUACUACGCUGGUGUUCCUGGUGCUCUCGUGGAUCACCACCGCGGUGAUUGCCUUCACCAACAACCAUCGCCCGAACACCGACGAUCCCUUGGCGCUCUUCGACAAGAUCUACGACAAGCCCUGGACCCGUCUCGGGCCCUAUCUGAUCGGCAUGGCUGUCGGCUGGAUCCUGUUCCGCACCAACUGCAAGAUUCGGCUGCCCAAGCUGACGGUGGCCACCGCCUGGGCCCUGGCCAUGCUCAAUCUCUUUGUGCUCGUCUUUGGGCUCUACCAGACGGAUCUGUCGCAGUUCACGGCCGCCGCCUACAGCUCGCUGAGCCACUCGGCCUGGGCGCUGUCCCUCGCCUGGAUCACCAUUGCCUGCUCCACUGGCUACGGGGGCUACAUCAACUCGCUGCUGUCGGCGCCCUGCCUCUAUCCCUUCUCGCGGGUCACCUACUGCGCCUAUCUGGUCCAUCCCAUUGUCAUACGCUCGAUGGCGCUCAACUCGGAUGCGCCACUGCAUCUGGGCGGGGAUCUGAUGGUCGUCUUGUUCUUUGGUCUGACGGUCGCCUCCUACUUCCUGUCGUUCGUCGUCUCGAUGUCCUUCGAGGCGCCCGUUGUCACAAUGCUGAAAAUCUUGUCACCUAGUCGAAAGAAACGUCUCGCCUAAAGCCCCAUCCCAAAACCCAUAUCCGAUUAUUUAUGCGUUAAUAUACAUACAUACAUACAUACACAAUCCAUGUUAUCAUGUUAUCUAUUCCUCGUCCUUGUGCUUGUCCUGGAACGUAAUCAAGCAACGUACCUCCCCCCCCACAUAUUUAUAGCAUCGAUUCAUACACAUACAUACAUACACGAUUCUCUAGUUCAGAUCGUUUUCUACUAUAUACUUAUAAAUAAACAAAACAUAAAUAUAUAUCUAAAUAUGUAUCCUUCAGUCCUUGACUCUAUCUCUCUCAUACAUGCAUACAUAUGUACAUGCAUCCUGUAUGCGUUCCAUUAAAUUGUUUUUUUUUUCGCGUAAAAUUCUUCUUUAUUUUGUCUCAUAUUAUUUUUUGUUUUUGUUUUCAUAAUGUGUACAUUUUAGUCCUUUAAUUUAUUCCAAUGGUUUGGAAAUUUUGUGCGCGACGAUGAGCAAUACAUAUGAUAUUUAGUACUUAUGUAAUAGUAAUAAUUAUACGAAACUCUAGUACCUAAUUUUAUAAAAAUCAUGUUGUAUAUAUACUCUAUACUCUAUAUUGUUAUAUAUAAAUCUU